AAAAAUUGUCCAUGAUCUAAUUUUUUAUGGGAUACUAUGGACGAUUUUUCGAAUAAUAUUAGUACCCAGCAAACAAAACGUUGAGAUAACAAUAUGCAAAUCAAAAUAUAGUAUAUAAACUGUGUUUUUUUUUACUGUUUAAAAAUGUCAAUCAUUUGCUUCGAAUAAUCUCGCAAAAUAUGUGGCAAUUUAAACUUAUUUUAGUUUGUGGUUUUCUAUUGGCAACAUCUCCAAAAAAAACUUUGGCAUUGUGCUCAAAUUAUACGGAACUUUUAACCAACAUUUUUGCACUACUCGGUCAGUCGGCUACUUAUCAAACACCUGUAAAUAACAGUGAAUUUUAUACCGGCUAUAAUAAAACUGAAAAGGCAAUUGAUUUUGGAAAGUUCGAUUAUAUUAUAGUAGGUUGCGGUACGGCAGGAGGUGUCUUAGCCAAUCGGCUCACUGCAAAUAAAAGCAUCAGUGUUCUCUGUAUUGAAGCAGGUGAGGCAGCUCCUGCACUAACUGCAAUUAUAGGUUUAAGCACACUCUACUUUACUACGCCUUAUAAUUGGGGAUACAAUACUACUUCGCAAACAAACGCUUGUUUAGCUUGUAAGAAUCAACAAUGUCCAUAUCCAAGAGGGAAAGUCGAGGGUGGAUCCAGCACUAUCAACGCUGGAUCCAGCACUAUCAACGCUGGAAUUUAUACCAGAGGAAAUAAGGAAGACUACAAUCACUGGGCAUCACUUGGCAACGCUGGCUGGACUUAUGACGAAUUGUUGCCAUACUUUAAGAAAUCUGAAGCUGCCCAAUUUGAUGUAGACAUAGAGCCACAGUAUCAUGGUUUUGAGGGGCCACAAGCUAUUGAUGUUGCUGAAGAUACUCCAGAAUUGACACAGUUUUUCAUAGACGCAAAUAAUGAGCUUGGAGCCAUAGAACGAGAUUACAACGGUAAUAGUCAAUAUGGUACCAGUAGAGUCCAGGCGUAUUUGAACAAAAAUGUUCGAUCUGGUUCCUCACAGGCAUACAUCAGACCAGCAAUUGAUCGUCCCAAUUUCCACUUGCAACUAAAUUGUCUAGUCACAAAAAUAAUAAUUGAAAAUUCUAUAGCUGUUGGAAUUGAAUUUAUUUGGAAUGGCAAAUUGUAUUUUGGAAAAGCUAAAAAGGAAGUUAUUGUUUCGGCUGGGGCUGUGAAUACGCCGCAACUUUUAAUGCUGUCUGGUAUUGGUCCCAAAGAGCAGCUAAGGAAACUUGGAAUAAAGCCCAUUGCAUUUUUACCAGUAGGGCAAUACUUACAGGAUCAUCCAUUUUUUCCUGGAAUGGUUUUCAGAACUAACCGAGUCUAUUACAACACAUCCUUUCAACAACAAGUAAAUGAUUAUUGCGAAAACAAACGGCCUUUCACUGCGGGAUUUGGAACCCAAUGUAUUUCCUACAUUAGCUUGGAAAAUAAUACAAACGGACGACCAGAUAUCGAAUUGUUGACUUUUGGACCACCAGCCAUGAGUCCUACUUGGGGAGGUGUUUUACAAUAUGACGAAAAAUAUUCUGCAGCUUUCCAAAUUCUUAACCCAGCCACUGACUUUAUGAACUGUCUUUUGCUACUCAAUCCUAAAUCUCGUGGAGAAGUGACACUUUCAUCUAAGGAUCCUUCUAUUUAUCCCGAGAUAAAUCCAAAAUUUUACUCUGAUGAACGUGACUUGGAUGUAAUGUAUGGAGGAAUCGAGAGGACAUUGCUAUUGAUUGAUACUGAAGCUUAUAGACAGUUUAAAGCUGAAUGGUUACGUAUACCGAUGCCUGGUUGUGAUGGGGAGUUUGUGUAUUUUACGAAAGAAUGGUGGCUUUGUGUUGUGAAGCACUUGUCAGUACCUGGUCUUCAUCCUAUUGGUACAACUAGAAUGGGUAAAUCUCCAGAUAUAUCCGUAGUUGAUCAUGAGCUGAAAGUUCAUGGUAUCUGUGGUUUAAGAGUUGUAGAUGCCAGCAUAAUGCCAACUCACAUAUCUGGACAUCCAAAUGCUGCAGUUGUUAUGAUUGCUGAAAAGGCAUCCGCCUUUAUUAUAAUGGAUAACAAAAAUAAUAGGCCUGAUUGCAAAAAAUAACAUUGACAAAUAUUGGAGGAGUAUUUUUGUCUCGAUUCGUAUUAGAAUAAACUGAAUAUUUAUAGGAAUUUUUUGUGUGUUUUUUUUUUUUUUUUUAAAUUGAUCAUUCCAAAAUAUUUUCUGACGUGAACCUGCCAUUUUUCGUAUCCUGAAGAAGUUGUUUCGAGAAAAAGUCGAAAUAGAAAAUACACAUUUUCCAGAAGCCUAACAACAUAAUAGUGAUAAAAAUGAAGUUCUAAAUUUAAAAUAACAACUGAAA
Molecule: messenger RNA, 2340 nt
Organism: Ceutorhynchus assimilis (cabbage seed weevil)
Lineage: Eukaryota; Metazoa; Arthropoda; Insecta; Coleoptera; Curculionidae
Source: the annotation of a GenBank genome assembly